AUGUCAAAAGUACUGCAGGAUACUGGAUGGCCAGAGUUAUUCGCGAAAACCCAAGGAAAAGAUAUGAUACUCAACGAGUGUCUAAAGGCACCUCUGAGUGAAGUUGUCCAUUCGAACGGUGCUCUAUCCACUGGAUGCGAUUCAAUGCAACUACGAACACGCACACGCAACAGGGAUCAGCUGUCGAACAUCGACUCGGAACAGCGCGGCCCUGAAGAGAGCAAGGAUGCCGAAACGUUAGCAGAAUAG
Messenger RNA from Angiostrongylus costaricensis, 249 nucleotides. The record is from the annotation of a GenBank genome assembly. NCBI's taxonomy places the organism in Eukaryota, Metazoa, Nematoda, Chromadorea, Rhabditida, Metastrongylidae.